Erpetoichthys calabaricus (reedfish) is the source of this 978-nucleotide messenger RNA. It is a transcript of the gene cacybp, whose product is annotated as calcyclin binding protein. The record is from RefSeq and is a predicted model, not a curated record. Gene Ontology annotation, cellular component: nucleus. The coding region runs from base 174 to 872 and encodes 232 amino acids. Gene Ontology annotation, biological process: heart development. The transcript has 6 exons. Gene Ontology annotation, molecular function: tubulin binding; ubiquitin protein ligase binding; S100 protein binding. NCBI's taxonomy places the organism in Eukaryota, Metazoa, Chordata, Cladistia, Polypteriformes, Polypteridae.
UUUCGUGUUUUUUUGAGAGCGAAUAUUCCAGAGUGCCGCUUACUGCUAGUGUGGCGGAAGAGACAUAGUGUAGUAAUUUAAGCCGACUGUUUCAUUGAAAAGGUACACCACGUUUUUUUCCCCCAAACAGUCCGGUUCAAAACAUUAACGACUUCUUUCGAGAUUGUGUUGCAAUGGAUAUUGGAGAACAGAUUCUUCAAUUACAAAAUGACCUUGAUGAGGUGAAAUUAUUACUUGAGAAAGUAACAAGGAAAAGGAUUCGAGACAUCCUAGUUUCUGAACAGAAGAAAAUUGAGACAGAGAUAUCUAAGAAGCAGCAACAGCAGCAAAAGUUGUUAAAAGAGAAAGAAGAAAUGGAAAAAACUUUACACAGCUCAGUUUCCAAAGGAUACACUGUAAAAAUCAAUAAUUAUGGAUGGGACCAAUCUGAUAAGUUUAUAAAAAUUUAUAUAACACUAAAUGGAGUUCAUAAAAUUCCUGCAGAGAAUGUGGAAGCUACUUUUUCAGACAGGUCAUUUAUGGUCCUCAUAAAAGACCUCGAUGGAAAGAAUCACCAGAUGACUGUGAACAACUUGCUGAACUCCAUUGAUCCACAGGAGAGCUACCGUAAGGUUAAAACGGACAUGGUACUAGUUAUGUGCAAAAAAAAGACUUCAAAAAAAUGGGAAUUCUUAACUCAAGUGGAAAAACAGGCUAAAGAAAAACAAAAACCAUCAUUAGAUGCAGAUGCUGAUGCUGAUCCUAGUGAAGGACUAAUGAAUGUUCUAAAGAAGAUCUAUGCAGAAGGAGAUGAUGAGAUGAAGAGAACUAUUAACAAGGCCUGGGCCGAGUCAAGAGACAAGCAGUCUAAAGGAGAAGAAAUGGAAUUCUGAUGCAGAAGUUGUAAUCUUGUAAAUAUUAAUGUAAACAAUGAUUUGAUUUUAAAAUGUUCAUCUUUAAUGCCUUAAUCUUUAAAUUAAAAUUUGUCAAAACACUUCA